Molecule: messenger RNA, 558 nt
Organism: Laccaria bicolor S238N-H82
Lineage: Eukaryota; Fungi; Basidiomycota; Agaricomycetes; Agaricales; Hydnangiaceae
Exons: 4
Coding region: 1-558 (185 amino acids)
Source: RefSeq, a predicted model, not a curated record
AUGAGAUUGACUUUGCGGGAUCGUUUUUUUGAUUCGGAGAUGGUUGAGUUUGCAAAGGGAUGUACCGAAGCCCCAGAAAUGAAUGUCGUUGCUAUUGUUCUUAGGGAUACUGAGGCGACAUCCCUCGGCUCAAGUGUGGCGAAGACUGAUGAUGCCCUCGUUGUUGGCUUUGCGAAAAAUCCAAACGUCGGUACAGCGGCGACGAAUGGUGUGAACAAGUCCCUUGCGCCCGUUGAUGUUGGUGGUGUUGAGCAAAAGCAGGGGGUAUUUGUAGGCCUGGUUUUUGUGGUGGAUUGGAGGGGGGGGGUUGAAGAUAGAGGAGACGGGGGUAAAAGUCUUGUUGUUGGUGCUGGAGGGGUGGAGGGGGUCAAAGUGGAAGAGGAGUACGGGUUGGCAGUAUACUUAGACAAAGACCUCUUGGCAGGUGAAUGCGGAAACGAAGCACUUGUAGGCAAAAAUGCAACAGCCGCGUUUCUCUUCGAUCCAGGUCUGAGUGUGGGUCAGGGGCAAUUUGACGAAGUCGAGGUAGCUGGGGGUAUGCCUCCUGUUCCCGUUUGA